GCGUAAAGUCAACUUCAGAAAACUUUUUGAUUUCGGCCCACCCUCAAAAAUAACGGCCUUGCAAGUGUCAACAAAAGUCUCUGCUAUUUUUUUCAAUUUCAAGUAGCUCGUCAAUAAUUAUGGAAAAUUUCUUCAGUCAUCAUAAACACACAGCACAAAAAAUUGAUAAUAAACUUAAAAAAUUAUUAAAAAUAUGGGAGUCUCCUCACGUGUUGUUAAAUGGAUCUGAAAAAAACAGUGAAGAAACUAAAAUUUGUUUGAAAUACAUCAAAUCUCGAAUCGCCUUAGUUCAGAAUGAAUUGAAUGAAGAUAGUAAAAAUAUACCUAAAUAUCUUGAUGAUAUGGAUAAAUUUUUGCAAGAUUGCAGAAUGAUUUCUGAGAAUUUAGAACAAGGAAUAGAUGAUAUUAAAUUAUUAUAUUCUGAAUAUGGAUUUACUCGCCCGCCGAGUGGACUUGAAUCUGAAAUACAUCCAGUAGAUGACGAUUUACCACAAGAAAUUGAGAAUUUUAAUAUCACUUUACAAUCGAAUAGUAUUGACCAGUAUGAAGAUGAGGACGAAGAAAAUAAUUCUUCUAUUUGUAAUCAAUCUAUAACUAGUCCAGGGAAUCCUACUAACGAUGGAACUCAUACAGACGAAACACUUCAAACUCCUGCACGUGUAAUUCCUCAAGAACCUAUUUUUUCUCCUUAUUAUUACUCUAAUUACUAAAUGUUUUUUGUAUGAAUUUCGUUAAGUGCCAAUACAUCCAAUUUUUCAUAUGAACAUAAAUGUGUGUUGAUCAAUUAUUCAUAGAUUAAUGUAAAAAAAAGUUUUCUACAUAAAUAAAAUAUGUAUAUUUAGCUUUCAGCGUUAAAGAAAAAUGAACCUUAGUUUAUGCAUAUACAUAUCUGCUCCGAAACACAUGAUCAAUGUUUUGAAAACUAUAACAUAACCUUACAUUUUACAUAAAGAAUUAUUUUUCUUUAAAAUAAUUUUCAAGAUGAGCCAAAAAUCUUGUAAUUUUCGUGGAAAGCCAGUUUUCGAACGAAUGAACUUCUUAUAUCAGGCGAGUCAAAUUAUGGCUAAAAUUGAUCCAGUAGCAUCUUCUUUCUAUGGAAAUGCGAUGAUAAAUUGCGCUAAAAAAACAGUUUCAAAAAUAGAACCUGAUAUAAAGCGAACUAUGUGUAAAAGCUGCCAAUCUCCAUUAGUAGCUGGAGAAACAGCAAGAGUACGAUUAAUGACAAAGCCAAUAAAAUCUAUAAAAAUAACUUGUCUUCUCUGCAAAACAUCAAAGCGAAUUGUAAAUAAAAAAGAAUAUAAAUUAUGGCUGGAAUGCCCAGAGUCUGUGGUUAAGAUUUUAAAAGAUCCAGAUCCAUCAGAAAAAAAAGCCAAAAACACAAAUUCUACACAAGUGUCCAAAAGAUAUGAUUAAGUCCGCCCAAUGCCCACGAGAUUCUCCAGCCAUUCAACGAAAUCCUUUAACAAAUAAGUUUUAUACAAUUUUUGUCAUUUUUCUAGUUAAAUUUUCAAAUAGAA
This is a messenger RNA of Chelonus insularis, 1517 nucleotides long. RefSeq names its product ribonuclease P protein subunit Rpp21 (gene Rpp21). Gene Ontology annotation, biological process: tRNA processing. The transcript has 7 exons. The coding region runs from base 982 to 1413 and encodes 143 amino acids. Gene Ontology annotation, cellular component: nucleolar ribonuclease P complex. NCBI's taxonomy places the organism in Eukaryota, Metazoa, Arthropoda, Insecta, Hymenoptera, Braconidae. The record is from RefSeq and is a predicted model, not a curated record.